AUGUCAAGGCCCUUUACCGGUGCACCGGUUCCCAUCGUCCCCGUCAUCGUUCCCAUAAGUUCCCGUCAUCGUCCGCGUGUCGCAGAGCGCUUGCGUUCCCCGGUGGAGCUGCAGCGGAGCUUUCCGCUGCCCUUUCCGCUGAAGCUCUUCGUGAACACCUCCCGGGCUGAGGCCGCUGCGAUUCUGCACGGCCAGGAUGAUCGAUUGCUGGUCAUUGUGGGUCCAUGCUCAAUUCACGAUCCCAAAGCAGCGAGGGACUACGCGCAUCGCUUGCAGGUCCUUCGGGAAGAGAUGAAGGACGAUUUGCUGAUUUUCAUGAGGACCUACCUGGAGAAGCCCCGCACCGCCGUGGGUUGGCGCGGCCUCAUCUCCGACCCGACCUUGAGCGGCGCCGAGGACGUGCCCAGGGGCCUGGCCCUGGGCCGUCGGGUGCUGCUGGACGUCCUGGCCGCAGGGCUUCCGACGGCCGUGGAGUUCCUGGAUCCACUGGUGGCGACCUACAUCGAAGACGUGGUGAGUUACGGUAGCAUCGGCGCGCGCACCGUGGAGAGCCCCGUGCAUCGGCAGCUGGCGGCGGCGAUGAAGAUGCCCAUGGGCUUCAAGAACGGCCGCAGCGGUGACCUGCAAAGUGCGGUGAACGCUGCCGUGGCGGCCUCCCUGCCGCAGAAGCGCUUGAGCACCGAUGCAAGGGGACACGUGCAGCUGGAGAAGGCCCCUGGAAACCCUGACGUGCACAUUAUCCUCAGAGGCAGUGAAAGUGGACCAAACUAUGGAGAGGCAUUUGUGGCUGAAUCCAAAGAGCGAUUGGCCAAAGCCGGAUUUCGUGGUUCACAGAUUCUGAUCGACUGUAGCCACGGCAAUUCGGGGAAGAAGUUUGAGGGCGAGGUGGUGGCUUGUGGGUCAGUGGCUCAGCAGGUUGCUGCAGGGAACACUGCUAUCGGUGGUGUGCUGAUUGAAAGUUUCCUGGUGGCUGGGAAUCAGAAGCUGGAACCAGGCGUCACAAAAGUGGAAGAUCUCAAAUAUGGCUGCAGUGCUUGGGGCCCUGGUGACAGGAUGGCGGAUGGCAUUCUGGAGAUGUCCUAA
Messenger RNA from Cladocopium goreaui, 1083 nucleotides. NCBI's taxonomy places the organism in Eukaryota, Dinophyceae, Suessiales, Symbiodiniaceae. The record is from the annotation of a GenBank genome assembly.